Molecule: messenger RNA, 288 nt
Organism: Peronospora matthiolae
Lineage: Eukaryota; Oomycota; Peronosporomycetes; Peronosporales; Peronosporaceae
Source: the annotation of a GenBank genome assembly
AUGAACAUGUUGGAUGUAGAAGACGACAGCUUUCACGUCACAAGUGAAGGUUAUUCCAAUCUGAGUGACUCAGAAUGGGAGGUAGUCGGCCGCAUGAGUGUGCUCAUGGGCGAACCCGCCAUCAGUGGCAUGUUGACGUCUCUAAGCAGAGACCAGCAACGUGCUGCUAUCAACAAAUUCCUACAAGGAGAACUUGCCGUCGAAAGACAGAAGUUGGCUUGCUACAGCAGCAAGGCUCUCAUCAGUCAAUGGGUGGGCCGACGCACACGCGUCGACCCAAAGCCUUGA